AGUUAUAGUUAUCCCUUCCUUUAUCCAUUAGCAUUAAUUGUUGGCUUUUUGUAAAUUGUAAGUUUUAAGGCAGCCAGAAGAAUUAAAUAAUGAUAGAAGCAGUUAAAAAUUUUAUUAACUAUUGGUACUUCAGAUACCUUUUAGUUACCGAACUUUAUAUGGUUGAAAAAUGGGAAAGAACCAUGUUUCAUAUUGUAAUGCUGGCUAUUUUGUCCGUCCUUUGUUUAUUCAAUGUUACAGUGAUUCUAGGAUUGGUUAAAAUCGUUACCAACACAGGACCUUAUGGAGAUUUAUUAAAAGUAGAAGAUAAUUUAAUACUAAAAGCAGUACCAAAUGUAUAACAUAUAUUUUGAUUAUUUACAUAAUUUGACACCAUGCUAUAAUAAAAAUAUUUAGGGACAUGUU
Diabrotica balteata is the source of this 405-nucleotide messenger RNA. NCBI's taxonomy places the organism in Eukaryota, Metazoa, Arthropoda, Insecta, Coleoptera, Chrysomelidae. The record is from the annotation of a GenBank genome assembly.